Alternaria ethzedia is the source of this 684-nucleotide messenger RNA. Its product is annotated as putative NRPS-like protein biosynthetic cluster. Gene Ontology annotation, biological process: secondary metabolite biosynthetic process; amino acid activation for nonribosomal peptide biosynthetic process. The coding region runs from base 1 to 684 and encodes 227 amino acids. The record is from RefSeq and is a predicted model, not a curated record. NCBI's taxonomy places the organism in Eukaryota, Fungi, Ascomycota, Dothideomycetes, Pleosporales, Pleosporaceae. Gene Ontology annotation, cellular component: cytoplasm. Gene Ontology annotation, molecular function: phosphopantetheine binding. The transcript has a single exon.
AUGAUUCAAGAAAGCGGCGGGAACCAACGACUGUCGGUACUUAAUCAGCGGCCCUCGAUCUUGAGCGGGCCAGACCUUCUCCACGAGCUUGUACGUCCACUUGAUCACGAUGCAACUGCUAUCGAUUUCCUGGAAUAUGGAUCGAAAAGGCGGAAGUUCUCCUACAAGGACUUGCAUAGUCUGAGCGAUGCCCUGGCUGGCAGUAUCACAGAAAGACUGGCAAAGCUCGAAAGUGCCUCGCCUGUCAUUCCGGUCUUCCUACCACAGUCCCCAGAACUGUAUAUCGUUCUUUUGGCCAUCUUGAAGGCGGGAAAGGCAUUCUGUCCUCUUAAUCUCGAUACACCUACACAGCGGCUGAAGUUUAUCCUCGAUGAUAUUUCCGCCGACCUGCUCAUCACAUCUUCGAUUCUAGAUGAGCGGAUACGAGCAGCGAUCAAUAUCGAAGUAAUCUCGGUUGACAAAGAACUCUGCGACCGCGAGGACCAGCCUAUAAUCGAUUUGCGGCGACCAAACACCAAGGAUCUGGCCUAUGUACUAUACACCUCCGGCUCUACCGGGAAGCCAAAAGCUGUCAGCGUAACUCAUCAUGCAGUUACCCAGAGUCUAUUGGCUCACCACCGCCACAUUCCCGACUUCGCCCGUUUUCUUCAAUUCGCAGCCCCUGUAAGUGCACAUGCAGAAUAA